GAGAAUCGGAAUCGAGAAUCGUUAGGAACCGGAAUCGAAACGAGGAAUCGGAAUCGGAACCGGAAUCGUUCAAAUUCAAACGAUGCCCAACCCUAGCGAUAUCCCUCAUGUAUCUAACUCCCCCAACAACGCCUUCACACAUUCUCAAGCACGCCCACGGCCUGCGAGUGGCACGGACACGGCCCGCCUCAGGUACGCACAAACCUCGGGUUCCCACGCCGCGCGCAGCCUCUCUCUCGGUACCCCGGGGUAUUCCGGUUCCGGCAUGCUACUUCAGAACAGCAAAGCCCCCCUCCCCUCCAACCACAGCCUCAGAUUGUACCACAGACCCGCCUCCAGCCCCCCGCCAAGGUCAAGCCCAGGUCCCGCCCCAGGCCGAGAGCCCCGGAGCAGCCCGCGCGGACGCGGGCGGCGCUGCCGCCACCGCCGCCCGGCUGACGCACACAGACGUGGACGGCCGCGCCGCGAUGGUGGACGUGGGGGGGAAGGCGCCCACCGCCACCAUUCUCCUGGGCGCCGCCGCCUUCCGCCUGCUGCGGGACAACCAGCUGGCCAAGGGCGACGUGCUGGCCGUGGCGCAGCUGGCAGGCGUCAUGGCCUCCAAGCGCACGGCGGAGCUCAUCCCCCUCUGCCACCCGCUGCCCCUGGACCACGCCUCGGUGGGCCUGGAGCUGGACCCGGCGCGCCACGCCGUGGUGGUCACCGCCAGCUGCCGCACCACGGGCCGCACCGGCGUGGAGAUGGAGGCGCUGACGGCGGUGGCCGUGGCGGCGCUGACCCUGUACGACAUGUGCAAGGCGGUGAGCCACGACAUCGUCAUCACGGAGGUGCAGCUGGUCCACAAGACGGGCGGGAAGCGGGACUUCCAAAAUAUUUACAUUUAAAGUAGGCUACCUUUG
Gadus macrocephalus (Pacific cod) is the source of this 899-nucleotide messenger RNA. RefSeq names its product cyclic pyranopterin monophosphate synthase-like. The record is from RefSeq and is a predicted model, not a curated record. Lineage: Eukaryota; Metazoa; Chordata; Actinopteri; Gadiformes; Gadidae. Gene Ontology annotation, biological process: Mo-molybdopterin cofactor biosynthetic process.